This is a messenger RNA of Haliotis rufescens (red abalone), 835 nucleotides long. RefSeq names its product glycerate kinase-like. Gene Ontology annotation, biological process: protein phosphorylation. Gene Ontology annotation, cellular component: cytoplasm. The transcript is spliced from 6 exons. Lineage: Eukaryota; Metazoa; Mollusca; Gastropoda; Lepetellida; Haliotidae. Gene Ontology annotation, molecular function: glycerate kinase activity. The record is from RefSeq and is a predicted model, not a curated record. Bases 17 to 835 code for a protein of 272 amino acids.
UGAUCCAGGAGAAGCAAUGGAAGGUGAUGCGAGACAAAUAUUCCAGGCUGCUGUUGAGUCGGUGAUGCCGAGACCGAUGCUGGAGAGAGAAGUGACGUACAGAAAGGAGACGAGGACUCUGUGUGUGGGGGGCAAGGAGUAUCAGCUGCAGAAGAAUGUGUUUGUUGUUGGCUUUGGUAAAGCGGUCAGCGGUAUGGCGCGAGUUGUGGAGGAAAUGCUGGGUGAUCACAUCGUGAAGGGCAUUAUAAGCAUUCCCAUGGGGGCAACGGAGCAGUUCAAGCAGCUCAAGAAAUAUUUACCAAAUGCGCUGUCACUGUACGAGGGAGCCAAGGAUAACCUCCCAGAUGAGGACUCUCUCAAGGCUGCUGAAGAAAUCCACAAACUGGUGUCAGCAUUGGGAAAGGAUGACAUUCUGAUUGUGCUUAUAACAGGUGGCGGGUCAGCCCUUCUGCCGACCCCGUGUCCACCUAUAACCCUCGAGGAGGAACGGCAGCUGACAUGUUUGUUGUCAGAGAAGGGGGCGACCAUUCAGGAGCUCAACCUCGUCCGCUCCAACAUCGAGGUUCUCAAAGGAGGAGGACUUGCUCUGAAAGCCAGACCAGCCUCAGUGAUAUCUCUCAUCCUGUCUGAUGUGAUUGGAGACCCCCUUGAAUUCAUUGCCAGCGGUCCAACUUCCGUCAGCACCACUAAUGCCAGCCAGUGCAAGCAUCUUUUCAAUAGAUUCGGAAUUACAGACCAGGUUCCCGAGUCGGUCUUUGAAUACCUGGAGGUCAAGAAAAUGUCCAUAACGGCUGACAACUGGCCCUGGGUUCAAAACCUUAUUGCGGACAAUUGA